GCUCACUCCUUCUCUCUACAACAGUACACACCUAUAUCAAGUGCAUGACGUAUAAGAACUAGCAUUACAGCAACACUCAGCCCUCACACAUGUUCAGUCACUGUCGUGAGAGCAGUCAGACAGCAGCUGGAGUUUGACAGUUGAUCAGCCAACAUGUCUCUGAAACUAGGAGGCAACAUUUUAGUGACUGGGAGCAACAGAGGUAUCGGCUUGGAGCUGGUUAAACAGCUGGCAGAGAAGACCGGACAGGACACUCACCUCUAUGCCUGCUGCAGGGAGCCUGAGGGAGCCAGUGCUAAGGAACUGCGAGAGCUCAGCACUCAGCAUGCUGGAAAGAUCACACUGAUCAAGCUAGACACAACAGAUGAGGCCAGUAUCUCUGCUGCUGUCCAAGCUGUGAGUGAGCAGAUUGGGGCUAGUGGGUUGAACAUCCUCAUCAACAAUGCUGCUAUCAAUAAACCAGCUGCACCAGCGCCACUAUCUGUCACUGGGAAGAAGGACAUGAUGGACGUGUAUGAAACCAAUGUGGUUGGACCAUUUCUCCUGGCAAAGGUGUUUCUUCAACUCCUCCAGACGGCAGCAGAGAGUGAAAAGGACAAAGGUGGUGACAUGUCCUGCAGGAGGUCAGCCAUCAUCAACAUCUCCACGCUCAUCUCAUCCAUAGAGAAAUGUCCAGAGACCUUCGCUAGAGCAUCGUUGUACCCUUAUAGAAUAAGCAAGGCAGGACUGAACAUGCUGACUCGCUGUCAGGCAGAGGAUUUCAAAGGACACAACAUACUGGUGACAGCAAUCCAUCCUGGCUGGGUCCGCACUGACAUGGGAGGUGAAAUGGCACCUUUGACCACCCAGGACAGUGUGCUGGGCAUGCUCGGUGUGAUGUCAUCACUCAGCAGCAAAGAUAGUGGGAUGCUUGUGGACUGGAAGGGCAACAGAAUCCCAUGGUAGCAGUCACCAUGACAACCACACAGGGGACCCAAAAUCUGAUGAGUUUUGCAUAAAACCGAAAUAAAGAGAGAACACAGCAACAUCCUUCACAUCAGCUUCUCAUGUGAUAUGUGAUAUAAUACUCAAGAGUGCCUUGGAUUAUUCACACUUGUUUGUAUAUUGUCCGUUACUUGCCUUAUUGAAAACUCUGGCUAUAAAAAUAAGGAAAAACACCUUUAAGUCAUAUUGAAGUGGAUAUCUACUGUAUAUCAAGAGAUUAUUUAAAUCAUAAACACAUUUAUUAACCUGUGGUUUUUUUUCUACUUGAAGAAUGAAACUUGUGUAGGAAAAAUGCACACUUGAUUUAUUGAGCUGAACUGAAGAAUAAAUCUUUGAACAGAAUGUAAAGUGUAGGUUUACUUUUCUUUAUGCUGGAAGGGACAUUUUUUAUUCAGACAGUUCAAACAGUUGUGUAUGUGCACUUCCUCACUGGCUCUCUUUUCUCUUUCAUAUGCUUGAUUCUGCUAAAAGUUUAAUUUAUGAAAUUAUGUGU
Scomber japonicus (chub mackerel) is the source of this 1477-nucleotide messenger RNA. RefSeq names its product C-factor-like. The coding region runs from base 154 to 945 and encodes 263 amino acids. Lineage: Eukaryota; Metazoa; Chordata; Actinopteri; Scombriformes; Scombridae. The transcript has 7 exons. The record is from RefSeq and is a predicted model, not a curated record.